AGGCUCGGACGCCUGCCUCUCCCAGCCCUCGUCCGCGCACGCUGCCCAAUCCGGGCUGGCGCCAAUGCACCUCCAGGCUGGACCAGCCGUGGGCUACGCUGGCGGCGUCGGACCACGCACCCGGGCCGUGGGCUACGGCGCUGGCAGCGCCCACGGCGGCCUGGGCUACGCUGGCGGCGCCUAUGGCGCCGGCGUGCACGGCGCGACGUGCGCCGACGCGUGUUGCGGCCCCGUCGCCGACGCGGCGUGUGCCGAGGCGUGCGGCUGCGGCGCCACCGGCUGCGCGGGCGGCUCGUGCUGCGGGGGGGGAGGAGGCACGAUCCUGAGCUACGUGGGCCCAGGGGGCGACUACGUGCAGGAGACAACCUACAGGUACGUGGGCCCUUUCAUGGGCGAGUUCGGCCUCAUUCGCAUCCCAGGGCGCGGCCCCAGCUGCUGCUGCGUGCUGGUCCCGCUGCUGCUGCUGCCCCUGCUGUUGCUCCCGCUGCUCCUGUUCUCGCUCGCCCCCGGGAGCACCACGACAUCCACCACGACCACGACCACACCGUUCGUGCCCCCUGUGACAGCCCCGCCAGAAAUGACGUUCACGACGACGACGACGACCAAGAGGCCGCUGCCUCCGCCCCCGCCUCCCCCGCCGCCGCCCCCGCCGCCGCCCCCUCCCCCGCCCCCGCCCCCGCCGCCGCCGCCCACGACCACGGAGAAGCGAAUCAGCUGCGGAGAAGGCGCCCCGGAGUCGUGGGACGAGGCCAAGAAGGUCCAGUGUUGCCUGAUGGAGAACAAGGGGUGCCCCACCACAUCCACCUCAGCAUGCCCCAUCGACUGCAAUGCGGGAUACAACGACCUCGACCCGCUCCAGUGGGUGCGCGGCUGGUCUGGCGAGAAGAAGCUCUAUCCUGGCGGACCGCCCAUAAGGGGUGCCCCUCGGAGCUCCCGCCGCCCUCGGGAGAGCCGCCGUCGGGCCUGCCGCCCGCCCCCGACACCAACGUGUACGACUGCGACGCCGGCUACCACCAUUGCAUGCACUGCCUGGAGAGCUGGCCUGGUCCCCCGCGAAGAUCAGCUAUUGUUGCAGACUCUUCCACAAGGGCUGCGCGGGCGAGGAGCCACCCUGAGCGGGCUGCUCGGCUGGAAGGUCGGCUCCGCGCCAUGCGCGGCUGUGCGGCCCUGCGACCCUCAAGGUCUCUCUCUCUCUAUUUAUUGUUUGUUAUCUUAUUUGUUGUUCGUUCUCUCUCUCUCUCUCUUUCUAUCUUCAUUUCUCUUUCUUUUUCGCUUUCUUUCUUUCUUUCUUUUUUUUUUUCUCUCUCUCUCUCUCUCUGUUUCGCAGCAUGCCGCUGUAAAGGUAUCGCGCGCAGCUGCUGCUGCUGCUGCUGCUGCUGCGGCUUCAUGUGUACGCUGCUAAUGUCCGCCUGGAGAAGGCACGGCGGGCCGGCGCUCAUCGCCAGGGCAGUCGCUCCCGAUUGCGGCACGCGCGCGGCGAAGCUGCCUGCGUGUGCUCGGCGAGCAUGCUGCAUGGUGACUGUGAGAGGGCUAGCUCGUGAAGUUAAGAGCGGCACGGCAAACAGCCAGGCACUGUCGAAGCAUCCUGGUAUUGUUGUAGGCCCACGAAAAAGGCUCU
Prorocentrum cordatum is the source of this 1618-nucleotide messenger RNA. NCBI's taxonomy places the organism in Eukaryota, Dinophyceae, Prorocentrales, Prorocentraceae. The record is from the annotation of a GenBank genome assembly.